This is a messenger RNA of Colletotrichum acutatum, 753 nucleotides long. RefSeq lists its product as uncharacterized. Bases 72 to 731 code for a protein of 219 amino acids. The record is from RefSeq and is a predicted model, not a curated record. NCBI's taxonomy places the organism in Eukaryota, Fungi, Ascomycota, Sordariomycetes, Glomerellales, Glomerellaceae. The transcript is spliced from 2 exons.
UACAUCGUCCUUAUAUCUACUUUCUACGCUCAAACCUGGGUUAAACUUGCCUCAAGUCAUUAAACGACAAUAUGCCGUCCCAAGCUGUCCAGCGCAUCAGCAUUCGCUGGUUGCCCGAGCCUGCCUAUGAAGAUACCGAUACGAUCGCGCUCAACGUAGGAAGGUACUUUAUAGACUUGCGGAUUACUAAAGGAACUCAAACCAUUCAAUGGAGCCGCGCGGGAGAGAGAAUGUCUUUGGAAACUGAGCCCCCUACAUUCCGAUGGACACAUAUCGUCGACUCCUUGAACUUGACCGUACCUGACGAUGCCCAUCUCGAGAAGCUGCCCAAUGGCGAUGACCUCGAAAUCGGUACUACACCUUGUCCUCACAAGAAUGGUGUUCCGACCGACUACGAAGAAGUCUGGAGAGAUGUUACGAAAUGUAACACGGACAAUAUGCCUUCCUGGAUUAUCCAGAGCACAGACGGAAGAACUUUCAUUGGCAAAGUCGGGGUCAUAUAUCUCGCCAUCCAUAAGGCGUCAGAUGAAGAAUUUGCCGCACGACGAGAAGACCUCAAGCCCCAACAUGGAAUUUGGGAGUGCAAAUUUGAGUCUGAGAACGAAGGGAAAAUGCCAAAAGCGUCCGCGGUGGUGGCUUUGAUAGACAAGAAAGCGCAAAAGUCGGUGGAUGGAGAUCUGAUCAGCAUUGAUGGUGUGGAUUUCGUAUUCCGGGGUGUUAGCCAAGACUAAGGAUGUGUAUAUCUAGGGCCGG